GCGCCGGUCGCUGCGCGCGCACCUUUUCUCCUUUCCUCGUUCUUCGGAGUGCCUCCGAUAGCGAGGUCUCUGGCGCGGACUAUCUUUUGCCAUCUGGGCCGGCUGAGGCCCUUGCAGGUUUUAGAAGAUGGCAAAGUUCAUGACACCCGUGAUCCAGGACAACCCCUCAGGCUGGGGUCCCUGCGCUGUCCCCGAGCAGUUUCGGGAUAUGCCCUACCAGCCAUUCAGCAAAGGAGAUCGGCUAGGAAAGGUACCUGCCUGUCAGCGGGAGUCUGAAUCUUUAAAUCUGGGGCUGCUGCUCUCUCUGAGUUCAUUUCCAUUUUAUUCUCUCAAAAGCAUUACUCCUGUGUUCCUUAUAGGGACACCAGCUGAGAAAGGUUAUAACCUCUGGAUACUUCCAGUAGUCAUAGGAGAGCUGGAUACUUACAAAGGCAUUGUUGCAGACUGGACAGGUACCACAUACCAAGAUAAGAGGUACACAAAUAAGUACUCCUCUCAGUUUGGUGGUGGAAGUCAGUAUGCUUAUUUCCACGAGGAGGAUGAAACUAGUUUCCAACUGGUGGAUACAGCACGCACACAGAAGACCGCCUACCAGCGGAAUCGGAUGCGAUUUGCACAGCGGAACCUCCGCAGAGACAAAGAUCGACGCAACAUGUUGCAGUUCAAUCUGCAGACCCUGCCUAAGAGCGCCAAACAGAAAGAGAGAGAACGCAUACGACUGCAGAAAAAAUUUCAGAAACAAUUUGGAGUGAGGCAGAAAUGGGACCAGAAAUCACAGAAACCCCGAGACUCUUCAGUUGAAGUCCGUAGUGACUGGGAGGUGAAAGAAGAAAUGGAUUUUCCUCAGUUAAUGAAGAUGCGCUACUUGGAAGUCUCGGAGCCACAGGACAUCGAGUGUUGUGGGGCCCUGGAAUACUAUGACAAAGCCUUUGACCGCAUCACCACGAGGAGCGAGAAGCCCCUGCGGAGCAUAAAGCGCAUCUUCCACACUGUCACCACCACAGACGACCCUGUCAUCCGAAAGCUGGCAAAAACCCAGGGCAAUGUGUUUGCCACCGACGCCAUUCUGGCCACACUGAUGAGCUGCACCCGUUCUGUAUAUUCCUGGGACAUCGUCGUCCAGAGAGUCGGGUCCAAGCUCUUCUUCGACAAGAGGGAUAACUCUGACUUCGACCUCCUGACAGUGAGUGAGACGGCUAACGAGCCCCCUCAAGAUGAAGGUAAUUCGUUCAACUCACCCCGCAACCUGGCCAUGGAAGCAACCUACAUCAACCACAACUUCUCCCAGCAGUGCCUGAGGAUGGGGAAAGAAAGAUACAACUUCCCCAACCCAAACCCGUUUGUGGAGGACGACAUGGAUAAGAAUGAAAUCGCCUCUGUUGCAUACCGGUAUCGAAGGUGGAAGCUUGGGGACGACAUUGACCUGAUUGUCCGUUGUGAGCAUGAUGGUGUCAUGACCGGAGCCAAUGGGGAAGUGUCCUUUAUCAACAUCAAGACCCUCAACGAGUGGGACUCUAGGCACUGUAAUGGCGUGGACUGGCGUCAGAAGCUGGACUCUCAGCGAGGGGCCGUCAUUGCCACCGAGCUGAAGAACAACAGCUACAAGUUGGCCCGAUGGACCUGCUGUGCUCUGCUGGCCGGAUCCGAGUACCUCAAGCUUGGUUAUGUGUCCCGAUACCAUGUGAAAGACUCCUCACGCCACGUCAUCCUGGGCACCCAGCAGUUCAAGCCCAAUGAGUUUGCCAGCCAGAUCAACCUGAGUGUAGAGAACGCCUGGGGCAUCCUGCGCUGCGUCAUCGACAUCUGCAUGAAGCUGGAGGAGGGCAAGUACCUCAUCCUCAAGGACCCCAACAAGCAGGUCAUCCGCGUCUACAGCCUGCCGGAUGGCACCUUCAGCUCCGAUGAGGACGAUGAGGAGGAAGAGGAGGAGGAGGAAGAGGAAGAAGAGGAAGAAACCUAAGUCAGACGGUGGGGUGGAGCCUGAGUUGGUAAAUCCAGCGAGCCUCAGAGGGCCUUUGAUGCCUGGAGGAAUGUUUGUCUGAUACUUGCUCUCUGGAGUUUGACAGGUGGAAUAAAGUAAAGUCUCUUUAGUCUCUUACCUUCA
Molecule: messenger RNA, 2104 nt
Organism: Molossus molossus (Pallas's mastiff bat)
Lineage: Eukaryota; Metazoa; Chordata; Mammalia; Chiroptera; Molossidae
Gene: EIF3D
Product: eukaryotic translation initiation factor 3 subunit D
Exons: 15
Coding region: 128-1960 (610 amino acids)
Biological process (GO): translational initiation
Cellular component (GO): eukaryotic translation initiation factor 3 complex; cytoplasm
Molecular function (GO): translation initiation factor activity
Source: RefSeq, a predicted model, not a curated record